Nelumbo nucifera (sacred lotus) is the source of this 998-nucleotide messenger RNA. NCBI's taxonomy places the organism in Eukaryota, Viridiplantae, Streptophyta, Magnoliopsida, Proteales, Nelumbonaceae. The record is from RefSeq and is a predicted model, not a curated record.
CCUCACUCUCACUCUCACUCUCACUCUCACUCUCAUUCGCAUCCGUACAGCAUCAUCAACACUCCACUUCGUCCGAUUCAACACUGAGAAAUCAUUACGUGCGUGCGUCUGCAACAAACAAAAUGGCUAUGGUGUUGGCUAUUCUUUCCUUCCUUUCAAUCUUUUCCUUCACUGUUUCCUUCGGUCAAUUAGAUGAUUACGAGUGGCCUAGACCUCAAUAUUCCGUUGUGGGAGAUCCUGGUAUGAGAAAUUCUAACCUUAGAUUGGCCAUAGACUCAUGGAACUACUGUAACAAGGUUGGAUCUGAAGCUCCUAAGAUGGGGAGCCCGGCUGCAGCUGAUUGCUUUGAUGUCCAUCCUAAGACAUUCUCUGUUCRKCAUAGAGUCACAGAAGCCGAUAACAGAUUAAGUGUUGGAAAGCCUUUUCCUAGUUCAUUCAGGGGACAAGAUUUGUCUCAUCUUAAUGACCCAGAUUUGUAUGCUGUUCAGAAGGAACUGUAUCUUGGUUCCAAGUGUGAGGUACAUGGGAACGACCUGAGGUUUAUUUCUGACUAUUAUCAGUUUUGGAUGAUUACUCUUAGAAAUGGUAACCUAGACACACAUGCUGGAUUGUGCCCCAGUAAAGGCAGGAAGGUCGGUCCCUUUGAACAUUCAGAAGAUGGAUUCUCAUGUUUUGGAAAGGGGUGUAUGAAUCAGCCACUUAUGUUCCAUAACUAUACCAGCUUGCAAACUGUUGGAAAGGAGAAUUUUCUUAGAGGGAGUUUCUUUGGCACCUAUGACUUGGAUGUUGAUUUUGGUAAAGGAGUAACACGUAACAUUUCCUAAUUACUCUGUGUCAUGGGAAAAGAAGCUUGGAGAGGACAAGAGUUGGGCUUUUCAUCACUUUUUGAGGACAUCAGACAAAUACCCAUCACUAAAGCUCGCCCUGAAAUCUGAUACUGCUGGUGGAAAGUUUGGCUAUGGUACCAGAGGAAUGACUAAGGAUCUUACAAUUUCACC